Messenger RNA from Clarias gariepinus (North African catfish), 4982 nucleotides. It is a transcript of the gene npas2, whose product is annotated as neuronal PAS domain protein 2. Gene Ontology annotation, cellular component: nucleus; CLOCK-BMAL transcription complex; cytoplasm. NCBI's taxonomy places the organism in Eukaryota, Metazoa, Chordata, Actinopteri, Siluriformes, Clariidae. The record is from RefSeq and is a predicted model, not a curated record. Gene Ontology annotation, biological process: regulation of transcription by RNA polymerase II; circadian regulation of gene expression. The coding region runs from base 604 to 3156 and encodes 850 amino acids. Gene Ontology annotation, molecular function: DNA-binding transcription factor activity, RNA polymerase II-specific; RNA polymerase II cis-regulatory region sequence-specific DNA binding; protein dimerization activity. The transcript has 22 exons.
UCCUCGGGUCUGCGCUCUCUUAUUAACGGGUUCCUCUUUUUUUGUUUAAAUCAUGUAUAUACGUAUUUAAUUGAUGUAAGCAGUUAAUUAAAAUUUUUUUUAAUUAGGUUGUUGAUUUGUUGCCAGUGCGCGCGUGUCUGCUUGCGCGUAUAAGCGCGCGUGAGAAAAGUCUACCGUGGAAGCGGAGUGGCGGAGAGUCGCGCGCGCGGAAACGGUGCCGGUUAUGUAAGCAGGCGCUCGCGAGUGGAACGGGUCAGACCCUGAGCGACUCCGGUGUGUGUGUGUGUGUGUGUGUCAAGAUCAGCUCGUCUCGCGCUCCGGUCCUCCUGACUCAAUGGACAUAAAGAGGUGACCACCAAAGAUGUUAGCAUCCCAGUGCCACGUUCAUAAGCCAACCGUUUCCAGAUGAUCCGCUAACUGAUAGCAUGGAGACCUCAGCCAGCUGGUGAGGACAAGAAAAGCAACUCGAGCGACCUGCUAGUCAUCACUGGUUUGGUGGAGGGACAGAAAGCUCCAAGGGUCUGCCAAGUGUACCAGCUUUUACUGGAUGCAAAUGGGAACCCACAGCCUCCACAGACGGCCUGCGUAGGAGAGGGAGCGAGCAUGGACAAGCUUUCCGAAUUUGGUGUCCUUUGUCCGUCCAGUGGGAGGGAAUGGGAAACCAGCAGCUGUGUGGACGAUUUUUUUGACGAAGAUGAGAAGGACAGGGCUAAAAGGGCCUCCCGGAAUAAAUCCGAGAAGAAAAGGCGAGACCAGUUCAAUGUGCUCAUUAAGGAGCUGUGCACCAUGCUGCAAGGCCAAGGCUACCCGCGCAAAAUGGACAAGUCCACCAUCCUGCAGAGGACCAUCAACUUCCUGCAAAAACAGAAAGAGAUCACGGCGCAGACGGAUACCUGUGAGAUCCAGCAGGACUGGAAGCCUUCCUUUCUCAGCAACGAGGAAUUUACACAGUUGAUGUUGGAGGCACUGGAUGGUUUCCUGAUUGCGCUCAAGCUGGACGGGAACAUCAUCUAUGUCUCUGACAGCGUCUCCUCCCUUAUUGGACAUUUACCUUCUGACAUGGUGGACCAGAACAUCCUGAACUUCCUGCCUGAGCGUGAACAUGCUGAGGUCUACAAACUUCUCUCAGCACACCUGCUUAUGAGUGACUCCAUCACUACAGACUACCUGGAGGGCAAUGAGACCCAUGUCGAGUUCUGCUGCCACUUAGUCCGAGGGAACAUUGACCCAAAAGACGCUCCCACGUACGAAUAUGUCAAAUUUGUCGGAGACUUCAAGCUCCAGAACAGUGUGCCUGUGUCACCAUGUAACAGCUAUGAGUUGAUGUUCCCGCGUCCAGUGCAGACUUCACUGGAGGACCAGACGUGUUUAGUGGCAACAGUCCGACUGGUCACACCACAGUUCCUAAAGGACUUGUGCAACGUGGAAGACCCAUGUGAUGAAUUCACAUCGAGACACAGCCUAGAGUGGAAGUUCCUCUUUUUAGACCACAGAGCCUCGCCCAUCAUCGGCUACCUGCCGUUUGAGGUGUUGGGGACGUCGGGAUACGAUUAUUACCACGUGGACGAUUUGGAGCUCAUCGCCCAGUGCCACAAGCAGCUGAUGCAGUGUGGAAAAGGAAAGUCGUGUUAUUAUCGCUUCCUGACUAAAGGGCAGCAAUGGAUCUGGCUGCAGACGCACUACUACAUCACCUACCACCAGUGGAACUCCAAACCCGAGUUCAUCGUCUGCACACACACUGUGGUCAGUUACGCUGAAGUGCGGGCGGAGAGGAGGAGAGAGUACGGGCUGGAGGAGAGCUCUGAUAUGUGCACCAACUCGGUAAAGGGGCAGGACGUGUGUCUGGACGUGUGCACUCCUGUGGACGUGCAGCGAGACCGAAUCAGUAGCGCUCGAUCAGCUUCCUCACACAGCUCACGCAAAUCCACACACACAGCACCGUCUGACUCGGCAUCAAACUCUUCAGUCCGAUAUAAAGAAAGCUGCACGUCGUCGCGGCAAUCAGCGUCUGUAGCAGCUGAGAACUCUAACAGACUGAGCCAUGGAGCCUCGAAGACGCUGAUUCAGAGACAGGCCUCAGUGGAGCCCCUCCCCCCCUCACCCUCCUGCAGCCAAGCCUCAGUCACGCACCAGGCGGUGUGUACAGGUCUCCCUCAGCCUCAGUUAGGAGUGAUGCACCAGCUGACGGAGCAUCUGGAGAAGAGGAGACUCAUCCUGCAGCACGACAUCAAAACCCAGCAACAGGAACUCCAUGACAUCAAAGAGAAACUCCAGCUGACCAACAUGCAGAUGUUGCUGCAGCAGCCAGUGCAGGUGGAUUUUCCUCAGCAGGCUUCGGCCCCGAGCAGCCAGUCAGGAGUCCUGCAUCACAACACACACCCACACUGCACACCACACACAGCCUCGUCUCACACACUGCACCGAGAGCAGCCCAGCAGCUCCACCACACAGCAGAGGCUGGUGCAGAUGCAGAGCGUGUGUGUCCCGGUCCAAACACACACCAGCCUGACGAUGCCGCUCUACAGCAACCCCAUGAUGUUCUCAUCGAACCAGGGAUACCGCAACACACCGGACACACACACGCACCAUGCGCAACACACACAGCGGCAAACAGACACAGACAGCGGGCCUGACGGACAGCUACGGAUGCUGUUAAACCAGCCGGUGCAGAAUCUGGUUCCAGACAGCAGUGGAACACCGACAUCACACUGUAGCAGCACCAUCCAGCAAACCAAAUACUUGGACCAGCAGAUGAUGGCCCCCUCGUUCCCCAUGCAGCAGGUCAGCUGUAACACCCUUCUAGUCCCCUCCCCCGUCUUCUCAUCACCAAUCGUCAUCUCCCACAACAGUUUCAUCACCCCCCGGGCCCCGCCCACCUACACGCCCCACCCUCAGAACGCGCACCAGGGCGUACACAUCCAACAGCAUCAGCAGUUCUUUCAGAUGCAGCCGCAGGGUCUCAUUCAGAGCGGACAAACUCAAGCCUUUUUCCAGACACACAUCCAGCCGCAAAGCACUGUGGGAUACAUACAGCACCAACAGCCACAACAACAACAACAACAACCACUACCACCACCGCAGCAGCAGCAGCAACACCUUCAUUCCCAGUCUUCGGCGAACAACCUAUCAGAUUACCGAAACAUACUUCCACGGUAGCCCCGCCCCUCUGCGGGAGGGCCAGAAAGGCUGCUGGGAUAGCGGAUGAAGCGGAUGGCUCUGAGGAAAGGAUGCUGGGAAGAGCAGAUCGCGUGAAAUUUAUUAAUCACGCCAAGCCUAAGAAAUACCAAAGCAAAAUCCCCUCUGUGCCGCAAAAAAAAGGAUGUACGGCGAGUCGAGUCAAGAAGCUCCUGGGGCUAGCUGGGGCUCACAGCAAAGCCACGCCCCCUGACCCUCAACGGAGGCGUCAUGAGCUAUCUGGUGGAGCCAAGAGAGAAUCUUUCGGGGCGACUCGGAAGAAAAGAAGCGCUUUCGUAAAAACGUAAAGUUUUAUAAAUCAUGGGUUUGUCUAGUUUUUCUCUGUCAUGCUUCGUUUCUUUUUUUCAUGCGGUUGUGCUCGACGUUGUGAUGUUGGCAAAGACAAACAAAAAAACUAAAUAUAUUUAAGUUACACUUGUACAGCUGAGUGGAGCAAAGCUAGGAUUGGUGAAGCGAAGUGGGCGGGGCUGCAUGACACUACGAAGGUAAAGUCAGGUGCACGUUUGUUCUUAAGCGAAUGAGAAGCAAACAUGACAAAGUCUACGCAGGAAAUGAAAUUCUAAUGACGUGUUUGAGAAGCGACGAAAAAAAUGUCGGGAUCGCCGGUCGUAUCUGAUUAGCAAGCUAGCAACACCCCGUAGCCGCAUAAAGUUUUUAAGGCGAUUAGCGUGAAAAAUUGCAGAACGUGGUGUGUUCGCUCUGUGUAGCCGUUUACGCGCACUAAAAGUAUUUAUUAAGCUGGAGAAUUUAAACUGCUUGGAACGUGUUAAAAUUUUGAGUGUCGCUAAGUUUUUAUGCUAGGUGCUGUAAGGAAAUCACAGCGCUAAUCUCAAACUAAAACGAGACGGUCAGCGACCUGGUGAUGAUGGAGGGUGAAGAAAACCGACAAAAUCACAGGAUUCAUCUGAGAGGAGUCGUACUCUUCAGAAUGAUUCAUUCGCUGACUGUUUACCUGAGUAAAUCCAUAAUAGAGUGGUUCCUUUAAAAUAAAAACAAACUGCCUCAAAAUGAUCCAUUUAAGAACGAUUCAAUUCAUGUCAAACAGGAUGAUUCAUAUGAGAACGUUUGAGCUCAAAACCAUUCUUAAAAUGAUUCAUCUGAGAAGACCUGAGCUCAGAAUGAUUCAUUUGAAAUGACUCACCUUGACAAAUUAAUUGUUAGAUCGAUUCUUACAUUAGAAAAAAUGCAAACAGAAUGAUUCAUUUAAGAUGAGUUGAGUUUGGAAAGAUUAAAUUAAGAUUCAUUUGUGAAUCCAUAAUAGAGUGAUCUGUCCAAGAACAGUUAACCCGAGAAGGUGGAUCCUAAAUGAUUCAUUUGAGAGUGAUUCAAGUCAUGUCAAAAAGAACGAUUCAUCUCGUGAAAAUCUAAUCAGAGUGAUUCAUGGGUAAACGAGUCAAUCAGAUGGAUUCCCCCUAACGAAUAUUCGUUAUUAAAAUUUUAAUAUUAAAAUGAUUCCUAUGUUCAACGAUGCAAACAGAACGAUUCAUUGGCUCACAGUUCACUUAUAUAAUAGCGUGAUUUGUCUAAAAACAGUUAAAGGUGCAGAGGAGGUGGAUCUCGAUAUGAUUCCUUUAAUGUACGUCAAAGAGAACGAUACACCUGAGAAGAGUUGAUCUCGAAAUGAUUCAUAUGUUGCACGAGUCAAACGGAAUGAUUCAUAGGCUCAGAGCUCAACUCAAUGAAUCUAUAAGAGAGUGAGUUUUCUAAAACAGUUAACCGAGGGGGCGGAUCUCAAAAUAAUUCAUUUACGGACGAUUCAAUUUCAAAACUUUAAAAAUAAUGAUUAA